UGACAGAGGUGUUGUAAUUUCUCCUCAACGCGGAUCAACGACCGUCUUUGGAAAACCACCGAGGAGCACGAGACUGAACAGCAUUUUAUUAAAAAAUAAUACAAACCAGGCCAAGAGUAUCUCAUAUGGACGCGGUGAUCCGCCGGUGCCCUUUCCUCACUGUUGUGCCCAGUGUCGUCCUGCAGCUGGCGGGAACAUCAUCACUGGUGAGCUAUGCUCAGAAGUGUCCUGUGAUGAUGGACCUGGCCUCCAGACCUCUGGCCAGAGCUCUGUCCUCUUCAGCUUCUGCAUCCAAAGGCACUCCGACAAAUGACGGUCAAAAGCAUGAAGUCAAGUUGCCCCCAGGUCACAUCGCACCUCCUUCUGGCCAGGCUGUAGGCUCUAAAUGUCCUUUCCUGGCUGCAGAAAUGGUGCAGACAAACAACAGGGUAGUAAGAGAGGCCAGCAUUGAGCUGCAAGAGGACGUCCAGGAAAGACACUCUGUACACACAGGGAAAAAAGUUGCAGAUCUUAUCGAGGCAGACAAAGCAAACAGAGGGGCAUCAAAAAAUCCUUUGAAACCCACAACUUCCAAAGUGUCUCACCUGCUGAAGGACAAUCUGCCUGAGGCUGUCACCUUCCAGUAUGACAAGUAUUUUGAGAAGAAGAUUGAAAGCAAGAAGGUAGAUCACACAUACAGGGUUUUUAAGACAGUGAACCGACGUGCCAACACGUUCCCCAUGGCAGACGACUACUCACAGUGUCUUCAUGCAAAGAGAGACGUGUCUGUGUGGUGCAGCAACGACUACCUCGGCAUGAGCCGCCACCCCAAAGUCAUCCAGGCCAUUAUGGAGACUUUACGAAAGCACGGUGCUGGUGCAGGAGGCACACGAAACAUUUCAGGGACGAGCAAAUUCCAUGUGGAGCUCGAACACGAGCUAGCUGAUCUGCACAACAAAGAUGCUGCUCUUCUGUUCACUUCCUGCUUUGUAGCUAAUGACUCCACACUGUUUACUCUGGCAAAAAUGCUACCAGGUUGUGAAGUAUACUCUGACGCUGGCAACCACGCCUCAAUGAUCCAGGGUAUAAGAAACAGUGGGGUCAAGAAGUUCAUCUUUCGUCACAAUGACGUCAGCCACCUGAGAGAGCUGCUUGAGAAGUCUGAUCCCUCCACUCCAAAGAUUGUUGCUUUUGAGACGGUGCAUUCAAUGGAUGGCGCUGUGUGCCCACUAGAGGAGAUGUGUGAUAUUGCCCACAAGUUUGGUGCCAUUACCUUUGUGGAUGAAGUUCAUGCUGUGGGCUUGUAUGGGCCCAGAGGAGGAGGGAUCGGGGACAGAGACAGAAUCAUGCACAAGAUGGACAUCAUCUCUGGUACACUUGGCAAGGCAUUUGGCUGCGUGGGUGGCUACAUCGCCAGCACCAGGGCCCUGGUGGACACAGUGCGCUCAUACGCCGCAGGCUUCAUCUUCACCACCUCCCUGCCCCCUAUGCUGCUGGCAGGGGCGAAGGAGUCCAUCAAGGUCCUGAAAAGUGAGGAAGGCCGGGUUCUCAGGCGGAAACAUCAGAGGAGUGUUAAGCUGCUCCGACAGAUGCUGAUGGACUCAGGCCUUCCGGUGGUCCACUGCCCGAGCCACAUCAUUCCUGUCCGGGUGGCAGAUGCAGUGAAAAACACUGAGAUCUGCGACAUCAUGAUGUCUCGUUACAGCAUCUAUGUACAAGCAAUAAACUACCCCACUGUGGCUAAAGGGGAAGAGCUGCUGCGCAUCGCACCCACACCACACCACACUCCCCAGAUGAUGUUCUACUUUGUUGACCGUCUGGUGAAGACUUGGAAGGAGGUGGGCAUGGAGCUGAGGCUGCACUCCUCGGCUGAGUGUGACUUCUGCCAGCAGCCUCUUCACUUCGAGCUGAUGAGUGAGAGGGAGAAGGCCUACUUCACAGGCCUCAGUCACAUGAUAUCAGCGGUCGCCUGAUAUCACAUGAAACACUAAACUCCAACACCUCUUAGUAGGAUUCAAGCUAUUUAUUCUAUUUAAAUUAAACAUAUCACUGCAUAUAAAAUGUUCCGUGUCACCAAUAAAUGUGUGGGUAAAGACUUCA
Plectropomus leopardus (leopard coralgrouper) is the source of this 2079-nucleotide messenger RNA. Its product is annotated as 5-aminolevulinate synthase, non-specific, mitochondrial-like. NCBI's taxonomy places the organism in Eukaryota, Metazoa, Chordata, Actinopteri, Perciformes, Serranidae. The record is from RefSeq and is a predicted model, not a curated record. Gene Ontology annotation, cellular component: mitochondrial matrix; mitochondrion. Gene Ontology annotation, molecular function: pyridoxal phosphate binding; 5-aminolevulinate synthase activity. Gene Ontology annotation, biological process: erythrocyte development; hemoglobin biosynthetic process; heme biosynthetic process.